AUGCACACGUUUUAUAAAACUGUAUUUCCCAUCUUAAAUACAGAAAAGAACCCCAACUUCUUUCCAGUUCCUGAUGGUCUGUGGUGUUUGUUUGUGCUAUUAUUUCAACUUACAUUCAUCCUUAAGUAUUUUACUUUUAAUCGGAUGAGGCUGUCAGGCGCGGCAGCUGGAGCAGUUUCCAGGACAGGGCGGUGUCCCGGGUGGAGCACGGCUCCAUCCGCGCCGGGCAGGCUUUGGGAGCGCGGCGGUGGCACCGGGGGCAGAGGCCACACGCCCCAUAGUCACGCCCUUCAUCAUGUGGCCACGCCCCCUCCGUACCUCUGUUCCCGCCCCCGGGGGCGCGAGGUCUGUGCGCGAGGGGAGCGCCCAGCGCAGCGGCGAUUGGCUGCCCUGCCCCUGCCCCACGCUGAUUGGUGGGAGCGCCGGCCCGGCGGGAUUGGCCCGUUCAAAGGGCGGGCGUGCGCCACCAUGGAGGCUGUGCUGUGCACCGAGCACGGGUCUCUCUGCUUCCUGAAAACGGGUGUCCGCGAUGGCCCCAACAAAGGGAAGAGCUUCUACGUGUGCGGGACGCAUAGCUCUGCUGCCUGCGACUUCGUCCUCCCAGCGCCGGUUCCUGCUUCUCACUGCUUGAUCCAUGAGGGAUGCGUGGUGGAGCUGCAAGUCCUGGUUCAGCAGCCGGACAGAGAUGAAUACCAGUUGUUUUACCGGUGCCUUAAGAGUAAGUUGAAUGGGAAGAAAUGGUGUGGAAGCGUCCCAUGGCAGGAUCCAAAGGCUACCAAAGUGUCAAAACCCUUGGAAUCCCAGCCCAGAGCAGUACCUUUCUUCAAUCCUACUAGCCAAAGAAAUCCAUUCAAAGUGCUAGACAAGAAUUGUGCACCAUCAUCCUGGAAACAAAUGAUGGAAAGAAAGGGAGAGGAAAGUAAAGAAAAAGGAACUAAAGCAGAGAAUGAGAGUGUGCUGGUGUCACAUAAAGAAAAGAAAUCAACUUCUGAUUCUUCCAUGGAGACAGUACCUCUUGAAGAGCUCAAAAAUAAAAAGAAAACAUCCACAGGAAGUAAAAGUGACCCAGAACUUCAGGAGACUACAGUGUCUGAAUCUAAACUUUGCCUUUCUGAGACCAGGAAAGGGAAAAAUACACUUUCAGAGGAAGAGAAAUAUGGUGGCAGUGGCAGGGAGUCCAAGAAGCCUUCUGAUUCUGUGGGCAAGGAGCCAGGUGCAAGAUCAAAACUCUUGCCACUAAGUCUUCAAAAGCAAAGUACAAGUACCAAGCCUCCAGGAGAGGAGCAGCUUGGAGAAAAAAGCUUAAAAAGUUGUAGGGAUAAAGAAACAAGAGAGAAAGAUUGCACUGGUGAGAAGAAUGAUGAAAUGAAACCAGUGUCUAAGGAAGAUGCCCCUUCCCCAGCAGGAGCACAGUCGACAUCGCAGUGUGCUGCUCUGAGGGGAGGGGCAGAGCUGCUCAAGGCACAACUCGGGCCAGGGCUGCCACAGCCUCCUGGUGAAGCCUCUGGCAGUGACAGUGAUGAAGUACAAUUUGUUUGCUCAUCAUCAGGUAAAAGUAAACCUGAGAAAUCAGUUGAGAUUCCUUCAGGAAAAUCAGGAAAGAAUGUGCAGGGGACAUCUUUGCCAGGGGCAGCAGCAUCACAUCACAUGGAAGGACCCCAGGACCCUAAAGUGCUUCAUAACCAUCUUGCAGUCCAGCUGAAACAGAAAAAGAGUACAUUGGCUACGGUGAACAUCCAGUUGCUGCCAGAUAAAGGGGAACGGUUAUUAAAGCAAGUGCAGGAUUUGGAAGCUGCACUCAGUGCUCUUAACAUUUCAACAGCAGAUCCUAGUGAAAAAGGGCAGGAUAGCACAAGAAGCAGUUGCCAUGAAGAAGCUUUGUCUAACCAAGCUGACAGGCCAGGUGGUACAAAGUUGAUAACACCACUCCCACUCCAGGAUCCUACAGCAAAGGCUUCUCCAGGCUCACACAGUCACCCCUUGGCUGCUGCUACUUUGGGUUCCAGUGGCCAAAGUUUUGGAAUGAGUGUUGAUGUGCAGAGUCGGUAUGAAGGAAGAAUGACAGAAGACCGAAUCAGGGCUGUACACAGUGCCACAUUUGAGGCUAUUAAUCAUCUUCACAAAUCUCUAGAAUCCUGUCCAACACAGGAGACAGCAGCUGAAGAUCCCUCUGGACUGAAGGUUCCACUGCUGCAGCACCAGAAACAGGCGCUUGCAUGGCUCCUCUGGAGAGAGAGUCAGAGGCCAUGUGGAGGAAUUCUGGCGGAUGACAUGGGCUUGGGGAAGACUCUAACGAUGAUUGCUCUCAUUCUGGCCCAGAAGCAGCUGAAGACAGAAAAAAGAAAGGAGACGUUGGAAAUAUGGCUGUCCAAAAAUGACUUCACUAUUGUCCCUUCACAUGGCACUUUAGUCAUUUGUCCUGCAUCGUUGAUCCAUCACUGGAAGAAAGAGAUUGAGAGACGCGUGGCCUUUGGCAAACUGAGGGUCUAUUUGUACCACGGGCCCAAUCGAGAUAAGCAUGCAGAGGUGCUUUCUGGAUAUGAUGUUGUUGUCACAACCUACAGCCUUAUCUCCAAGGAGAUUCCCACAAGCAAAGAGGAGGGGGAAGUCCCUGCUCAGGACCAUGAUGUGGUGGUGAGAAGCCAUAAUAGUGGAUCAUCUCCCUGUUCCCCUCUGCUCAGGGUAGCUUGGGCUCGAAUUAUAUUAGAUGAAGCUCACAAUAUUAAAAACCCGCGGGUUCAAACCUCUAUAGCUGUGUGCAAACUGAGAGCCAGUGCCAGAUGGGCUGUCACUGGGACACCAAUACAGAACAACUUGCUGGACAUGUACUCUCUCCUGAGGUUUCUACGUUGCUCUCCUUUUGAUGAAUACAAAGUGUGGAAGUACCAGGUAGAUAACAAUACAAGGAAGGGAGGGGAGAGGCUGAGCCUCUUAACCAGGAGCCUCUUACUGCAGAGAACUAAGGAGCAGCUGGAUUCGGCUGGCAAGCCCCUGGUAUCUCUGCCCCAGCGUAGCACACAUGUGCAUCAGUUAAAACUUACAGCAGAGGAGCAAUCUGUGUACAAUGUGCUCUUUGCAAGAUCCAGGUCAACACUACAAUCCUACCUAAAGAGACAAGAACAGAAAAAUGAAGGCAGAGAGUAUGAUGGUGGUAACCCCUUUGAGAAAGUUGCACGAGAGUUUGGAGUCAGUCAAAAGGAAUUUGUAGCAGGCUCACAAAGUGCCUCCCAGGUCUCAAGUGCUGUCCAUGUCUUAUCCAUGCUCUUGAGGCUCCGUCAGUGCUGCUGCCAUCUCUCCUUACUGAAAAUGGCUCUGGAUCAAGUUAACUUGAAUAGCGAAGGCCUUGCACUCUCCAUUGAGGAUCAGCUUGGUGCUCUGACACUGUCUGAGCUCCAGACUCCUGAUUCCAAAUCAACAGUCUACCUCAAUGGCACAGCUUUUCAAACAGAGAUCUUUGACAUCACCAGGGAGAGCACCAAGAUAACUCAACUCUUGACUGAAUUGAAGACUAUUCAGAGUCACUCAGAGCCUCAGAAAAGCGUGGUUGUCUCUCAGUGGACGAGCAUGCUCAAAGUUGUGGCUGUGCACCUGAAGCGCCUGGGGCUGAAGUAUGCCACAGUGGAUGGCUCUGUCAAUCCCAAACAGAGGAUGGAUGUGGUGGAAGAGUUCAAUAACAAUCCCAAAGGGCCUCAGGUAAUGUUGGUUUCGUUGCUGGCUGGAGGCGUUGGCCUGAACUUGACUGGAGGAAACCAUCUCUUUCUCCUUGACAUGCACUGGAAUCCUGCUCUGGAGGACCAGGCAUGUGACCGCAUCUACCGUGUGGGGCAGCAGAAGGAUGUUGUGAUACACAGGUUUGUCUGUGAAGGAACAGUGGAAGAAAAGAUCCUGCAACUCCAGAAGAGGAAGAAAGGUCUUGCCCAGCAGGUUCUAUCAGGCAAAGGAGAGACCUUCACUAAGCUCACUCUGGCUGACCUCAAAAUUCUCUUUGGCAUCUAAUUAUCAUUUGCAAUGCCCAAAAGAAAGUAAUUUAUACCUACUGUAACUGUGCAGAUUUCAACAUAAGACUUCUGUUCUGAGGUGGUAAUUUAUUUUGAACAAGCAACUACAUUUUUAUAACUGUUCUGGAAAGUUGCCAACUUCAAUAACUAGUUUCAAUAUUGAUUGUGUAUCCAAAGGUUAAUAAAGUUUUUAAACAAAAAUA
Catharus ustulatus (Swainson's thrush) is the source of this 4201-nucleotide messenger RNA. RefSeq names its product transcription termination factor 2 (gene TTF2). The transcript is spliced from 23 exons. Gene Ontology annotation, molecular function: ATP-dependent chromatin remodeler activity; ATP binding; zinc ion binding. The coding region runs from base 1 to 3996 and encodes 1331 amino acids. NCBI's taxonomy places the organism in Eukaryota, Metazoa, Chordata, Aves, Passeriformes, Turdidae. The record is from RefSeq and is a predicted model, not a curated record.